AUGCCACUGCCGUCUGAAGACUCAUCGUCACUACCAUCCGGUUCGAAUUCUCUGGAAAAUUCGUCUGAUUUUUGCAUGACAGUUGGAAUGCCAUCUUCAAAAAGCUCUACCAAAGUUUCUACAUCAAACAUUCGACCUCCUUUUAAUAUAGCUAACAUUCUAUCACCUCAAAAUGAGACAAAGACGUCAAGUAGUAGACAGAGUGGAGACCAUAUUCAAAUCACUGAAAAUAAUAAAUAUGUUCAGAACACAAAUCCACUUUUAAAUUAUGGUGAAUCAACCUCUUUGGAAGCGCAAAACGUUAUUGAAACUGUGUCUGUUUCAAACCAUUACUCAGAUUGUGAUGACAGAAUAGCUGGGGAUUCAAACGACACGCAUAUUGCAAUAGAUGCAUUAUUUGAUGCAAUUAGGUAUCGCGAUGCUCAAGUAAAACUUGAGCAAGCUGAAAAAACUAUUACUGAUUUGAUUAUGAAGUUUUCUGAACCCCAAGAUUGCUCAACACCUAUUGAUCUGAGUGUACGGAGCUCUAGACGUGAUGAAAAGGGCAGUGACUCAGUCGAAGCAAACUCUCCCAGUGACGUUGUUACCCAAUCCUCUCUAUUGCCAAUUUUGAAUCUAUUGAAAAGCCAAUCAGAUCCUAAGAUAUCUUUAGAUUUGUACAAAUCAAGCUCUUAUGGAAAGCAAUUGUAUGAUCUCUACAGUCCAUGUUUAUAUGAUAUUCUAAGGGUUAGAGAAAAGUUAUAUAUUUUACAUAAGAUGCGCCUCCGACAAUCUGAAGAAAAUAGGACAAUUAGUAUUACUUCAGAGUCUACCUCAGUUCUUACAAUCACAACCAGUACGGCUUCUUCCUCUUCCAGUUAUAAGGAAGCCUUGAGUCCUAGUAAAUGUUCGUCGCAUAAUCCGGUGACAAAUACUCAAAAUAACCUUCAAAAUGCAUUUAUAACCUGUCCAAAUAAUGUACAGAAGACUAAUGAAAUCCAGGAAAGUCAAACAGCCUCAACUUCCCAUUCCCUUGAACAGUCUACACCUCCUGAAUCCAGAAUAAGUGAACAUGAAUCAGAAGAGUAUGAAAAGGAUGUGGAUGUGACGAAUUUGCAGUCGAACGAUGAAAGUACUGACAUUGGUCAAUGUACAAGCCAGAACUACACUAAUCCCUUCGAUAGUCCUUUAUCUUUACUAUCUUUUGUAUGUGAACUGAAGCGAUGUGAAGAAAAACUCAGGCAAGAAUCUUUGAUGUCAUCUGAGCUGAGUGAUUCAGUUAUUGCUAAUACAAUUGAAUUACAAUCUUCACAGCCAGAAGAAUCUUCAUGUUCCCAUAACCUAUCGUCAUUGCCUUCCACGAGUAAAACAUCGCCUACUCGUCAUCAUAGUGGUAAACGACGUCAAGUUUCAAGUCCAUUAGAAGAGCAUAAAAGACUGAAUAUUGAAAGUGAAUUUAGUCAAGCUCCAUCGAAAAGUAGACGAGGUUCAAGUUUCAGAUCACCAAAGUCUACAGUCUCUAGACAACAUAUAGAUCCACUGAAUAGUCGAGCUGUUUCAUCAACCAACAGAAAACCAACAACUAGUCAGAUUUCUAGACUAUCAUGCUCAUUUCCAACUAUAACACUUCAUCAGUCUUCAAACUUCAGUCAACAAGGCAAAUUGAAUGAAUCUGGAAGCAAUGUAGAAUUAGUCAAUAAAAUUGGUAUUCAUGGAUGUUCUUCAUCUACUCCUUCUGUCUCACCAUUGUCAUCUUCAGUACCAACUAGAGAUUCAUCUGUCAGUUAUCCUACACGUCUGUCUGACACAUUCUGGUGGGAUUCAAAGCGUCCAGUAUCAAGCAGCACUACAGGUGUGGAUAAAUUCCAACAACUGAGUGUUGAUGUUCAGGAUCAUGGAUUUACACGUGGUGAUAAAGACAACCAGACUGGUUCAUUUGUCGUCCCAAGAGAUGAUUGUCGAUCAUCAGGAGGAACGAACAAUCGACUAUCGACACCAGAAAUUCGACGAAAUGAGUUUGACUUGUCAGAUCUGUCGGAUGGAACAAGAGUGUUGGUUAUAAAAGAUACUUAUCUGCUUCCUGGAACUAUAUAUAUGGAAAGAGACCAUUCUCCAUUAGCUAUUCAAACUAGCCUGUCUAGUGAUUACCUACGUGAUCGAAUAUUCCGUAUACAAUUGGACAGUGAGAAGUGUAAUCGCUCAACUGGCCCACGUGUUGCUAAUGAUAAUCAUUUCACAACAUCUAGUCAUAGUAAUAACACCAAUGGGACAUCAUCACGACGCCAGCCGUCAUCACUGUCACCAUCGAAUGGCUGUUUACAGACGCCAUCUACCGCCAACAAUACAAAUUUUUGCAACACAUCACCUGGUUCAAACAGAAGACGCCAAAUGGACCUAUUACUCUAUGGAUGGCAAGUUGUACAACAAGCUGUCCUAGAAGUAUUCCCCGACUCAAUUCAUCAUGUCCCGCCGGGAACACGUGUGUGUGCAGCGUGGAGUGAUAAGUUGGGAGUCAAUCUUUAUCCUGGAACAGUCGUUGAAGAUUCUUUUACAAAUUUAUGUGAAUUAGCUGAUAUAACCGGUGGUGAGCCUCACACAAUGAAUGGUCUGUCACCCUAUUUGAUCCCUUCAAAUUCUGUGAAUUGUGUGAGAAAUGCAGUUGUGUCACGAAUGCGCCGUCAUAGCGGUGUCGAUCGUAACAUUCGAAGAUUAUCAUAUAAUUCUUGGUCUCUGUCAGAAACUCCCAUUUCAUUGUGCUCUCCCCAAACAAGUACAAAUUCCAUAGCAAAUUCCACAUCUAGUUUACUCGACGACACUGCAUACGAACCAAAUCCGCGUGUCGUACGUACUAAAAGUUUUGAAAUCUGUGGAUAUUCGACUUCCUCAGACAUAACGAUGCGAUGCAAUCUUGAUUCGGGUGAAUCCGUUUCAAAUACUAUAUGCAUUCCAAGAACUAUAAAAACUCCUAUUAUUAGUAGAGGAGGCAACAUUGGUCCAUGGAGCAUCCUUGAAAAGUACAAACAUCGUAAACGCAGAUGUACAUUUUGUCGGUCAAUUAUUCGUAAUGUGGAUGGUUUGGUUGUUGAACUCGGUGAUUGUGUACAGCUCCGUUCCGAUCGUGAUGAGUUAUAUCUUGGAAAAGUCAGGGAGAUUCGUUGUAACGGUGAAAAACACUCACCGACUGUGGUGACUGCAUGGUAAUUUUUAAUUCCUAUGAUUAUUAUUACUAUUACUAUUAUUGUUAUUAUUAUUAUUAUUGCAUAUCUAAUAUUGUUUCCAUUAGCCGUAAUAAUAGUAGUGGUAGUCUCUAAAGUCUAUCGAAAUACAUCCUAAAACAUUCAAACUGCUUUCAUUUUUAGGCCAUUACAUUACACUUUGAAACCGUCAGUCUAUAAUCAUAAUGAAAUCCACUCCCUUUUACCUAAUAUUUGACUAGGACUUUAUUUGAUUAGAUUUGGACAGUGUUAGGAAAUAGGAGGAUGGUGGGAACAUUUAAAGUUCUGCAGAGGAUGUAAGCCAGAUGCAGAUAUCUCACCGUCGAUUGUUUUUCAGCCAAAUCAUAGACAGUCGUGGAUUACUGGUCUCUAGCAUAUUUGGUCAACGCGAGAUCGCGAGGCUCUCGGUGAAAUGAACGACAUUGUUGAACUCUUCUCAGACUUCUGCUCCCUCAAUGAUUUGGUGAUUGGUGGCAGUGUGUUCAAACACAAAGAUAUACACAAGACGACAUGGAUUUCACCAGAUGGAAACAUCAGAAACCAAAUAGACUUCAUCUCAAUUUCAAGAAUGUGGAGACGGAGCCUACUGGACACAAGGUUGAGAAGAGGAGCCGAUGUGGGUUCAGACCACUACCUAGUACAAGGGACCUCCAAGGUGAAACUAAAAGCCCCGAGGAUAGCUGGGGAUAGGCCACAAUGCAAGUUCAACACUCAAAACCUGAAGGACACAACCACAAAGGACACCUUCACUGCAACUGUCAGAGCAAAGCAGGAAACACUACGCGACAUCACGGAAGAAUCAUGCGUGGAAGAACAUUGGAAGUCUCUGGAGGUGAUUUUCAACGAAACGUGUUCGACGGUUGUAGGAAGAAAGAAGAGACAAGAC
Molecule: messenger RNA, 4080 nt
Organism: Trichobilharzia regenti
Lineage: Eukaryota; Metazoa; Platyhelminthes; Trematoda; Strigeidida; Schistosomatidae
Source: the annotation of a GenBank genome assembly